Molecule: messenger RNA, 1056 nt
Organism: Mangifera indica (mango)
Lineage: Eukaryota; Viridiplantae; Streptophyta; Magnoliopsida; Sapindales; Anacardiaceae
Product: osmotin-like protein
Exons: 1
Coding region: 44-808 (254 amino acids)
Biological process (GO): defense response
Cellular component (GO): extracellular region
Source: RefSeq, a predicted model, not a curated record
AACCCCCACAGGCUCCUUCACCACUCCAUUUUCUUCAACACCAAUGGCUCAUAUUUCAAGUUCCUCUCUCUUCUUCACUGCAGCCACUCUCCUUAUGCUCUGCACCAUCGCCAAUGCUGGGCGUCGCCCUGGCCUCAUUCUCACCCUAGUUAACAACUGUCCAUACACUGUCUGGCCAGCCAUUCAGCCCAACGCCGGCCACCCAGUUCUUGAACGUGGCGGCUUCCCCCUCCAGAGCCACAUGCACCGCUCCUUCCCCGCCCCGGCAGGACAGUGGUCCGGUCGCAUCUGGGCCCGCACUGGCUGCACACACUCCAACGGUUACUUCUCUUGCGUGACAGGUGACUGUGGUCACCGUUUAGAAUGUGACGGCCUGGGUGGGGCGACCCCGGCCACGCUGGCACAGUUCAGCCUUCACCACGGCCCCAAGGACUUCUCCUCUUAUGGCGUAUCCCUCGUCGACGGUUUCAACGUUCCCAUGACCGUGACCCCACAUGAAGGCACAGGCGUGUGUCCCGUUGUGGGUUGUGGCGCCAAUCUGCUUGCUACGUGCCCUAAGAAGUUACAGUUGCGAUCACCGCCUGGUCACGGACCGGUCGUCGGUUGCAAGAGUGGGUGUGGGGCUUUUGGUACGGACGAACUCUGUUGCCGGAACCAUUACAACAGUCCACAGACUUGUCGACCGUCGAGUUUCUCGAAGUUUUUCAAGCGCGCUUGUCCAUCUACAUUUACUUAUGCCCAUGAUACCCCCCCUCUCAUGCAUGAGUGCUCCUCGCCACGUGAGCUCAAAGUCAUUUUCUGUCACUAGAUAGAGAAAGCACAAAGCUAGCUGUGGGUUCGAUGCCACUCAAGGCAUGUCUCUUGUUCUAGCCAGAGAAUCCCACUGAAUAAAAUAAAAAAUAAAAUGUAAACUUCUGGUUUUCAAUAGUUGUCGAUGAAGUUGUAUUAUUGUGGUGUGUCACUUGUGUCUAAGGUCGAUGAAGUUGUAUUAUUGUGGUGUGUCACUUGUGUCUAAGAUGUUAGUUUGACUGGGAAUAAAUGUAACAAGUUUAUGUC